AUGCGGUACUACAAAUCCAGAUUCCCAGAAAUCGAUGAACUAGUAAUGGUUCAAGUCCGACAGAUUGGAGAAAUGGGUGCUUAUGUGAAGCUGCUCGAGUAUGACAACAUAGAAGGCAUGAUUCUGCUUGCAGAGCUCUCAAGGCGGCGAAUCAGGUCAAUCCAAAAGCUCAUACGCGUUGGCCGAAACGAAGUCGUCGUCGUACUCCGAGUAGACAAGGAAAAGGGAUACAUCGAUCUCUCCAAACGCCGAGUGUCUCCAGAAGACAUUGCAAAAUGCGACGAACGAUACACUAAGUCAAAAAUAAUCGCAUCCAUCGUGAGACACGUCGCAUCUCGUACAGCUGCGCCAUCCAGCAAACCCCACGAAGGCGCAGAGGAGGCGCCAGAGGAGACUGCGGCGGUUGCUGGUGUUGACGAUUCGCGUCUAGAGGCUCUGUACGAACAAAUCGUAUGGCCACUCGCAGACAAAUAUGGGCACACGUAUGAUGCUUUCAAGCUCGCCCUUACGGAGCCGGAUACAGUCUUUGCGGGCCUUUCAAUACCUCAGGAAACGCUGGAUGUACUUCUUAAUACUAUCGCUCGGCGACUCACGCCGCAGCCCAUCAAGUUGCGAGCUGAUAUAGAGCUCACCUGCUACACAUCUGGGGGCAUCGAUGCAAUCAAGCGCGCUCUUCGUGCAGGCGAGGCAGUCGGAACAGAGACUGUGCCAAUCAAGGCCAAACUUGUGGCCCCGCCUCUGUAUGUUCUCGGAAGCAAUGCCACUGACAAGACAGCCGCCAUAGAGAGAUUAGAUAGGGCUAUAGAAUGCAUACAGACAUCUAUCGAGGAAGAUGGUGGAUCGCUUGUCGUCAAGAUGAAGCCCAAAGCUAUUUCGGAGACGGAAGAUACGGACCUUGCGGCAAUGAUGGCGGAUGCCGCAAAAGAAAACGCCGAGGUGUCAGGAGAUGACACGGACGAAGAAGGCAUCUAG
Serendipita indica DSM 11827 is the source of this 972-nucleotide messenger RNA. NCBI's taxonomy places the organism in Eukaryota, Fungi, Basidiomycota, Agaricomycetes, Sebacinales, Serendipitaceae. The record is from the annotation of a GenBank genome assembly.